Panicum hallii is the source of this 2832-nucleotide messenger RNA. RefSeq lists its product as uncharacterized. The transcript has 11 exons. The record is from RefSeq and is a predicted model, not a curated record. Bases 263 to 1279 code for a protein of 338 amino acids. NCBI's taxonomy places the organism in Eukaryota, Viridiplantae, Streptophyta, Magnoliopsida, Poales, Poaceae.
UCUCUAGGGUUAUUCUCUCUCUCUCUCCUCUUUCAUCGUUCUCAUCGACCGGCGAUUCGCCUUCAUCGGCUCGCGAUUCCCCAACAUCGGCGCAUCCUCUGGAUCCUCGGCGGGCAUCUACGGCGGUCUCGGGGGCUCAGAUGUUCAUCCGGGCGUAGGAGUGGAUGUGGAUUUGCUUGAACGUAGCAGAAAGCUCCUACUCAGUACUAAAAUAUGCAUGGGUGGUGUGGUAAUGCGCGGGUUUUUCUGGUAACUUGAUACAAUGCCAAGAGGACAGAGGCAGCAACAUGGUCGCCUGCCAUCUAACAAGCCUCCAAGAAACAGAGCAUCGCCUGCUAGGCUUGUCAAGUUAUAUGGAAGCAUGUGUGACGACCAGCGCAAGAUGAUAUGCAAUGUGAACUUCAGUGGCCUGCUUAAGAUUUCAUGCACCACGAUGCCAGCGGACCUUGCUAACUAUCUUAUGGUGGAUUGCUUCGAUGCUGAAAGAGCAGAACUUGUGUUUCCUGGGAGGGGCAGGAUCUUUGUCACAGCAGAUUCUGUGGCUGAUAUACUAGGCUUACCCAACAAGUGUGGUGAAGUAAAUUAUGAGUUGGAUGUGGACGCUAUUAACUUCGUGCACAACCAGUACGACAUUGUUCAUGGGACGGCACCCAAGAUUGAAGAAAUUAUAGAAAGGAUAAAGAACAACAGGUUUGCAAAUGAAGACUUUUUGAGAUCUUGGCUGAUGAUUGCUGUGUCAACAUUUCUGUGCCCUCCAACAAGUUUGGGAAUCAGUCCAAGGUGCUACCCAUCACUAGUUGAUCUUUCGCACAUGAAGAAGCUGAAUUGGUGUCAAUUUGUGGUUGACCAGCUCAAGGAUGCUGCUAAAAACUUAGACAAGAAACAUUCCGUGAGGGGAUGCUUUCUUCUACUUGUUAUCCUGUAUGCUGAUUCACUAGUUGUUGACAAUGUACAAAUCCCUGCCACCAAGCUCAGGAUUGCUGCAUGGACGAGGAAUCUUUUGGACAAGGUCAUUAGGUUGGACAGAAAUCGCGAUGGAUCUUUUGGCAAGCUGAAGCUCAAAUUAUCAGGACAUUCAGUGGUCCAGGAUUCUUUUUUCCUCAUGGAUGAUGUAAAUACAUUUGUAGCAUCAAAAUUGCCCCGACAGAUGGCAAUUGAGAAGAAGAGGAAACUUGCAGCUGCUGUAAGCAAAGUCCUAAGCAGAGUGACAGACAUGCUCGGCACAUUUAUACAAGAAGUUGUUGCAGUAGAAGACUCACCUGGACCAAACUUGAGAUGAUCAACGCGGGGGAGGACAACAGAACCACAUGAAACUGACGAUGGUGAAGAAGAGACAGAUGAAGAUUCAGACUAUGAAGAAGAUGAAGAAGAGUGGAUCAACAGUAUUGAAGACGGUGGUUCAAAUCAGGGAGCUGAGGAUGAAGAUGUUCGAGAGGAAGACGAAGAUGAGAGCAAUGACUUUGUUCCUCUUAGCAAGCGGUUAAAGAGAAUGCAAUCAGCCCCAAGCAAAACUGGCAAGGCCAAUACAGCAGCUGGUGCUGACAGCAUUGGAGGAACAAUCCAAGCAAUGGAAAAUAGGGGAUCUGAAGUUCAAGCAGCGAACAAACCAAACAACCUGAACACCUUGCGUUCAAGGUUGAUGCUGCCAGAUAACCCAACAAGUGCAGGGAAGCAUGAUAACAAGAUGAUGGAUGAAGGAUGCAGUCAUAGGGAGAGCACCCCUGCUGAGGUCAACCUAACAACGUCUCUUCACAGUGAGAAGAACAUGGAUGGAGGCUGCACUUUGAGGGGAAGAGGUCCAGCUAUCUCAGCAAGUGUUUGGCAAGGGCAGUUCUUGGGAUUUCCCCCCUCCUACAUUCGACAUUAUGAAGCCAAUUGAAGAGUCGACACCACCUGGUGAAAAAACAAAUGACGGGUCGCUAUGGUCACUGGAUGACCAUCCAGAGGAGGUCUUUCAACAAUGGGAAGCUCAAGCUUAUGAGAUCAAUAGACAAGCCAAGGCAAAGGUGAAGAUUGGUCUUCAUGAUACACCACCGAGCGCAGUUGCAUCCAGCAGCAAGCAAAAUGAUACCGGGCCACCAAGGACAGCUAGUGCCCAAGUGUUGAGAACACAACCAGCAAUAGGCACCACACCUGGUGCUGCAGCAGAGGGUAAAACAGAGGGUGACUCGUCCGUCACACCUGACUACACACCUGCACCAAGCGGAUGUUCAAAGCGCCCGCAGCACUGCAGUCUCCAUAUGUUGAAGUUGCUAAGAAGGUAUCAUUCAAAUGCAGCAAGGAUGUGAGCAGGGUGUACAACGCUGUUUGUAUGUGUUCAGGAAGGCCAACCAGGUCCAACAAUAGGAAAGCAAUCAUAAUGAAUUACUUGUUCACCUUUGCUGUAUUGGGAGAUCUGGUGGACCCAGUAAAACUAGCAGGGUAGUUGAAGAAUACUAUCGCAGAUAUUGGCAUCUACGUGCUGAAUGGCAAGAAGACAAGGGGUGCCACCAGAUUUGUAAUGCCACUCUACGUUUCAACACUUUUGCAUAGUCAUCAAAUGGGGAUGGCAGCUGUCCAACAAGCGUUUAAAAAGGACACAAACCACCUAGACUAUCGGCAGCUGAUAUUCUUCCUAGUCCUACAGAACCUGGUCCCGGAUGACGAACAUUCAGCCCACUACUUUUUGAUUGUGCUAAAUCUGUGCAACAAAAGGUUCGAACUGCUUGAUUCUUUGAGGACAUUGGGAGAUGCAAAAUUGGGUGUUUGCUGAAACAAACUAUUGAGUGCAAUAAAAAUCUUGUGGAAAACACACUAUGAUGAUACAAUGCAUGCAAUAGACAAUUAUGAAUU